AUGUGUGUGGGUAUUGUUAGUUUGGUAUGGGAAAGGCAAGCGUCAGCAAUAGAGGCACCUUUAAGUCCAAGCUACAGAAUGGUCAGGAAUUUGUCAUUGCAAGCAAACUCUCUGCGUAUAAGUCCUUCUCUCACCUGUGACUCCCAUGACUUCUCUUUGAAUCAAACCCACGACUUCUCAACUUACAGUUUGCAUCAUCGGCCUCCGACACGCCACUCUGUGUCGAAAAUAUGCAGAGUUUGUGGAGAUGAGAUUGGGUACAGAGAAGAUGGAAACAUGUUUGUGGCAUGUCAUGUUUGUGGGUUCCCAGUGUGCAGGCCUUGUUAUGAGUAUGAGAGAAGUGAUGGGAACCAGUGCUGCCCUCAGUGCAAUACUCGAUACAAGCGACACAAAGGCUGUCCUAAAAUUCCAGGAGAUGAAGAAGAUGAAUUCGAUGCAGAUGAUUUCGACGAUUUUCAGACUAAGAGUCACCAUGGUGACUUGGAUCAGCAGCACAACGAUGCAAAUCACUCGGAAAAUGGAGAGACCCAUCAGCCACAAUGGAAUCACAAUGCUGCUUCAGUUGCUGGAAGCAUUACUGGGAAAGAUUUGGGAGGAGAUAAAGAGGUUUACAGCAAUGAAGAAUGGAAAGAGAGAGUAGAGAAAUGGAAAGUCCGGCAAGAGAAGAAAGGUCUUGUGAGCAAAGAUGAUGAAGCAAAUGAACAAGGAGAUGAAGAAGACGACUACCUCACAACUGAAGCUAGGCAACCACUUUGGAGGAAAGUCCCAAUCUCUUCAAGCAAAAUCAAUCCAUACCGCAUUGUCAUUGUCCUUCGCCUAAUCAUUCUUUGCUUCUUUUUCCGUUUCCGGAUCUUAACACCGGCCCACGAUGCUUUCCCAUUAUGGUUAAUCUCUGUUAUUUGUGAGAUAUGGUUUGCUUUGUCUUGGAUACUUGACCAGUUCCCCAAAUGGUUCCCCAUUAACCGUGAAACCUACCUUGAUCGCCUGUCCUUGAGGUUUGAGCGUGAGGGCGAGCCUUCUCGUUUACUUCCAGUUGAUGUCUAUGUGAGUACUGUGGACCCUCUCAAGGAACCUCCAAUUAUAACUGCAAACACAGUCCUAUCAAUCUUGUCUGUUGAUUAUCCAGUCGAAAAGGUCAGUUGUUAUGUAUCAGAUGACGGUGCAUCGAUGCUUCUUUUCGACACAUUAUCAGAAACUGCUGAAUUUGCAAGGCGAUGGGUGCCGUUUUGUAAGAAGCAUAACAUUGAGCCAAGGGCACCUGAGUUCUACUUCUCCGAGAAGAUCGACUACCUGAAAGAUAAAGUUCAUCCCAACUUUGUAAAGGAGCGCAGAGCCAUGAAAAGAGAAUAUGAAGAAUUCAAAGUGAGAAUCAAUGCAUUGGUAGCUAAUGCUCAGAAGAAACCUGAAGAAGGAUGGGUUAUGCAGGAUGGAAGCCCAUGGCCUGGAAACAAUACUCGGGAUCAUCCUGGAAUGAUUCAGGUCUAUUUGGGAAGUGCUGGUGCACUUGAUGUGGAUGGUAAGGAGCUUCCGAAGCUAGUAUACGUUUCACGUGAGAAGCGACCUGGCUAUCAACAUCACAAGAAAGCUGGUGCUAUGAAUGCUCUUGUUCGGGUCUCUGCAGUGCUUACAAAUGCACCUUUUAUGUUGAAUUUGGAUUGUGAUCACUAUAUCAACAACAGCAAGGCCAUCAGGGAAGCAAUGUGCUUUUUGAUGGAUCCCCAGCUUGGGAAGAAGCUGUGCUAUGUGCAGUUUCCCCAGAGGUUUGACGGUAUUGAUCGCCACGACAGAUAUGCUAAUCGCAACGUUGUUUUCUUUGAUAUUAACAUGAAAGGCCUGGAUGGGAUCCAAGGGCCGGUAUAUGUUGGCACUGGAUGUGUCUUCAACAGGCAGGCCUUAUAUGGCUACGAUCCUCCAGUGUCCGAGAAGCGGCCUAAGAUGCAUUGUGAUUGCUGGCCUUCAUGGUGCUGCUGCUGCUUUGGAGGUUCAAGGAAAAAAUCCAAGAAGAAAGGGCAAAAGAAAAGUUUUCUUGGAGGACUAUACACCAAGAAAAAGAAAAUGAUGGGGAAGCAGUAUUUAAGGAAAGGAUCUGGACCCACCUUUGAUCUCGAAGACAUCGAGGAAGGACUAGAAGGUUAUGAGGAAUUGGAGAAAUCAUCAUUGAUGUCCCAGAAGAACUUUGAGAAACGAUUUGGGCAGUCACCGGUUUUCAUUGCCUCAACUCUCAAGGAAGACGGUGGCCUUCCUGACGGGACUAAUUCUACAUCACUCGUCAAGGAAGCCAUUCAUGUCAUCAGUAUUGGCUAUGAAGAGAAAACUGAAUGGGGCAAAGAGAUUGGAUGGAUUUAUGGUUCAGUGACAGAAGACAUUUUGACGGGCUUCAAGAUGCAUUGUCGAGGAUGGAAGUCAGUGUACUGCGUGCCAAAGAGACCGGCUUUCAAGGGAUCAGCUCCUAUAAAUCUGUCUGAUAGAUUGCACCAAGUUCUGAGAUGGGCGUUAGGAUCUGUCGAAAUUUUUCUCAGUCGCCAUUGUCCUCUGUGGUAUGCUUAUGGUGGAAAACUGAAAUGGCUGGAGAGACUUGCUUACACCAACACCAUUGUCUACCCUUUCACUUCAAUUCCUCUGCUUGCCUACUGCACUAUUCCUGCUGUCUGCCUUCUCACAGGAAAAUUCAUCAUUCCAACUUUGAAUAACUUUGCUAGCAUUUGGUUCAUGGCACUUUUCAUCUCAAUCAUACUAACCGGCGUGCUAGAGCUCCGCUGGAGUGGUGUCAGCAUCCAGGACUGGUGGCGUAACGAGCAAUUCUGGGUGAUCGGUGGGGUAUCCGCUCACCUUUUCGCUGUCUUCCAAGGCCUCCUCAAGGUCCUUGCUGGAGUUGACACAAAUUUCACUGUAACGUCAAAAUCAGCAGACGAUGCGGAUUUUGGGGAGCUCUACCUAUUCAAAUGGACUACCCUUCUCAUCCCACCAACAACACUGAUAAUCCUGAACAUGGUCGGAGUUGUGGCAGGAGUUUCUGAUGCAAUCAACAAUGGUUAUGGGUCAUGGGGUCCUCUGUUUGGGAAGCUGUUUUUCGCAUUCUGGGUCAUCGUCCAUCUUUAUCCAUUCCUCAAAGGUUUGAUGGGAAGACAGAACAGGACUCCAACAAUUGUGGUGCUUUGGUCUAUACUUCUUGCAUCGAUUUUCUCAUUGGUUUGGGUUAGAAUUGAUCCCUUCUUGCCUAAGCAAAAAGGUCCAAUUCUUAAACAAUGUGGAGUGGAGUGCUAAGUCAUUUCUUUUUUUCGCUUGAUUGUUACUUCCAAGUCUUUAUAAAUACUUUGUCAUAUAUAUGCAUUCAGAUAGUUUUCUGUUCAUGCAUCAACUGUAAUGGGUUUCGUUUGCAAAUGUAUGCUCACAAUAUAUAUGUAAUGGAGGACUUGGGUUUUGUACUCUAACCAUUGGAUUUAAAAUCUCGUAUAUUUUUUA
This is a messenger RNA of Tripterygium wilfordii, 3462 nucleotides long. RefSeq names its product cellulose synthase A catalytic subunit 4 [UDP-forming]. Lineage: Eukaryota; Viridiplantae; Streptophyta; Magnoliopsida; Celastrales; Celastraceae. The coding region runs from base 1 to 3264 and encodes 1087 amino acids. Gene Ontology annotation, biological process: cellulose biosynthetic process; plant-type primary cell wall biogenesis. The record is from RefSeq and is a predicted model, not a curated record. The transcript is spliced from 12 exons. Gene Ontology annotation, molecular function: cellulose synthase (UDP-forming) activity. Gene Ontology annotation, cellular component: trans-Golgi network; plasma membrane.